Messenger RNA from Nicrophorus vespilloides, 704 nucleotides. RefSeq names its product ADP-ribosylation factor-like protein 2-binding protein. Lineage: Eukaryota; Metazoa; Arthropoda; Insecta; Coleoptera; Silphidae. The coding region runs from base 157 to 687 and encodes 176 amino acids. The transcript is spliced from 3 exons. Gene Ontology annotation, biological process: positive regulation of tyrosine phosphorylation of STAT protein; maintenance of protein location in nucleus. The record is from RefSeq and is a predicted model, not a curated record. Gene Ontology annotation, cellular component: mitochondrial intermembrane space.
UUAAAUUCCCUAGAUCCUCUCAAUAAUUUUUGUAAUUCCCGCUGAUGCGCGCAUCGACUGUUUGUAUUGAAUUGUUGCUGGGCGACGGUAAAUAGUUUUCCUUCGGCUCAAAAUUUCGUUGUCGAUUUUUGAAAAGUGCUUCUACAACAUUUCACGAUGGUCGAGUGUUUCGACAUAAAUUUCUCCGAUCUGAGCGUGGACGAUAAGGACAAACAGUUCCACUCUGUUGUGGGUCACAUCGAGGACAUCCUGAUGGAGGACGAGUUCGUCGCGAUGCACAAUGCGUUCAUGGAGAAACAUUGGACCGAAUUCGAGGAUACGGAGGAGAACAAGUUCAUCUACACGGACAUCUUCAGGGAGUACGGCCGCACCAUCGAGAAGUAUAUAGAAGAGGAGUUGAACGAUCGCGUACCGAACUUCAAUAUGAUUCAAUUUGAAAACGAAUUGAAAUUGCGACAACACGAUUUGGAUGGAGAGAUCUUCGAGAUGCUGGCGACUUUUAGCGAUUUUUGCGCGUUCAAAAUGAUGUUCCUCGACUACAAAAAUGUGAGUUUGCGCAUGGAAUGUUACAAAAAUAUAAUUCAAUCGUUUUGUUUGUUCAUGAUUUGGCUGAAGAUGAAGGAGGGGAGGACUGUGGAUUUUUCACUGGACCUGAGUGUGUCGAAAUACGUUGUAAAUCCUUUUUAAUCGCUUGCAUAAAAAAA